CGGCACAAAAAUAUAUUUGUUUAGAGUAUGCGUUUCAAGAACAACUCAACACUUCUCUAAAUUUUCAUUUCUCCGGCAACGUUCAUAAACACAAAAAUGUUUGCGGAGACAGCUGCUAAAGUUCAGGAAGUUCGAGAUGUUACUCGAAUUGAAAGAAUUGGAGCACAUUCUCACAUUCGUGGCCUUGGAUUGGAUGAUACUUUGGAUCCAAGAGCUGUUUCACAGGGAAUGGUUGGACAAGUUGCAGCUAGAAGAGGGGCUGGAAUUAUAUUAGAAAUGAUUAAAGAAGGAAAAAUAGCUGGAAGAGCAGUUUUAAUUGCUGGACAACCUGGGACAGGAAAAACUGCUAUAGCGAUGGGCAUGGCUCAAGCUCUAGGGACUGAUACACCAUUUACUGUAAUAUCUGGAAGUGAAAUUUUUUCUUUAGAAAUGUCUAAGACUGAAGCUUUGACUCAAGCAUUUAGGAAAUCUAUUGGUGUAAGAAUUCAGGAAGAAACUGAAAUUAUAGAGGGUGAGGUAGUGGAAAUUCAAAUUGAUCGUCCAGUUUCUGGAACUGGUAAUAAAGUUGGAAAAUUAACUUUGAAAAGUACAGAUAUGGAAACAACAUAUGAUUUAGGUCAAAAAAUGAUAGAGAGUUUGAGCAAAGAAAAAGUCCAAGCUGGAGACAUUAUUUGUAUUGACAAAGCCACAGGAAAAAUAACAAAGCUAGGUCGCUCGUUUACAAGAGCUCGGGAUUAUGAUGCUACUGGUGCCCAAACAAAGUUUGUCCAGUGUCCAGAAGGGGAACUUCAGAAGAGGAAAGAAGUUACACAUACUGUUACUUUGCAUGAAAUUGAUGUCAUGAACAGUCGUACGCAAGGCUUCUUGGCACUUUUUUCAGGUGAUACUGGUGAAAUCAAACUUGAAGUGAGAGAACAAAUCAAUGCAAAAGUUGCUGAAUGGCGAGAAGAAGGCAAAGCUCAAAUCAUUCCAGGUGUUUUGUUCAUUGAUGAAGUACAUAUGUUGGACAUUGAAUGUUUUUCAUAUCUUAACAGAGCUCUUGAAAGUGACCUAGCUCCUAUUUUGAUUAUGGCGUCUAACAGAGGAAUUACCAAAAUAAGAGGAACAAACCAUACAAGUCCUCAUGGUAUUCCGUUAGAUUUAUUGGAUAGAUCUGUCAUAAUCAGCACUAGUCCUUAUGAUGAAGAUGAAACGAAAAAAAUUUUGAAAAUAAGGUGUGAAGAAGAAGAUGUUGAAAUGAGUGAUGAUGCUUUACUAGUGCUUACAAAAAUUGGUGUUGAAACUUCUCUGCGAUAUGCCAUUCAACUUAUCACUGCUGCAAGUUUAGUAUGUCAAAAGAGAAAGGGUACUGAAGUUACCAUAGCUGAUGUUAAAAGAGUUUACACAUUAUUCCUGGAUGAAGCUAGAUCCAGUCAGUUUUUGAAUGAAUAUCAAAGUGACUUUAUGUUUAAUGAGCUUGAAGCCGAGAAAGAAACAAAAGCCAUGGACACAUCUUAACUUGACUUAAAAGAAAUUAGAUAUUUCACUUUUCAUAUCAUUUGUAACUGUAAACUUAGUUCAAAAUAAAUUCACCUUUCUGUUGUUUCAUAUACACA
Argiope bruennichi is the source of this 1595-nucleotide messenger RNA. It is a transcript of the gene rept, whose product is annotated as ruvB-like 2. Gene Ontology annotation, biological process: box C/D snoRNP assembly; chromatin remodeling; regulation of transcription by RNA polymerase II. The coding region runs from base 97 to 1497 and encodes 466 amino acids. The transcript has 11 exons. The record is from RefSeq and is a predicted model, not a curated record. Gene Ontology annotation, molecular function: DNA helicase activity; ATP hydrolysis activity; ATP binding. NCBI's taxonomy places the organism in Eukaryota, Metazoa, Arthropoda, Arachnida, Araneae, Araneidae. Gene Ontology annotation, cellular component: R2TP complex; NuA4 histone acetyltransferase complex; Ino80 complex.